CUAUGAUCGCUUGUAAUAAAAGUCAACAUAAUUAUCUUCACCUGAUCAUUAAUUUCUGUGCAGAAAUGUCGCCGCAGAUGCAGAGGUCACCUGAACCAGAUCGGAAAGCAGAUGGACACGUGACCGAGACUGGCAGUCCAAUGGGAGGUGGAGUUGGCGGGGCCGUAGGAGGGGCUUAUAGCAUGUAUAGUGGCGCCAAAGGUGAACCUGCAUGCGGGGAGGGGACUCCUAUGCCGGGACCGCCUCACGGACAACCCGGUCCCAUUAACGUUUCGAAACCCAAGCAAAUAUACCCAAUACCAGAACCUAUCGCAGAGAUAUCUUCCAUUUAUGACACCUCGAGUGACGGCGAUGUCCUUCGCAAUCCGGAACCUCGUCGAAUAUCCGAUCCGACCACUCCCAUGGAAUUUUUUUCAUUGCCAUCUGAGUCUCUUGCAACAAUGAUGUCUUCUGUCAAGCAAAAUACAGAUAAGUUUGACAAAUUGAAAAGGGGCUACCACAGUCAAUGUGUUAGGAGCAAGCUGCAGCACUCAAAGUCCGUCGAGAAUAUAAGAUCUUUAACCAAUUCUGUGAGCUCCCAGCAAGGAGACAUAAAUUUCCUACUCACGAUGAUAGGAUUUAUCUCGGGAGAUAUGGCAGAUUUAAAGUCAAGACUUGGUGCUAUUGAAAAGAGACCGGAAGUUGCCAUGCGCUGUAACCGAAACACAUUUGCUUCGAGUUCAACCCACUCUAUACCUUAUGACUCAGAGAGGCAGCAGGGGCACCAAUCUUUCAUCCUACCAUCCACGGACCUGAACAUCCGAGCAGAACUCUUCCUCGUCGGAUAUGGCACUGGACAAGGCACACAUCUCUCCCUGCGGAUCGAAGCAAAGUCCGGCAACGCGAAAGAGACCGGUCAACUGCCCUCCCAAUGCCGAUUCGAGAUCCGUAUUCUCAACUUCGACGAUGAAGACGAAACCCGAAAGAAAUCCAAGGACUCGAAGGAAAAUGACGGCGGCAUGCACGUCGUUGAGUUUCCAAAGGUGAUUGAGAAAGAUGUUGUCGAGAACGAAGCCCUUGGAUUCAAGACGAAUGGCAUGCUAAGAGUUACGCUCAUUGUUUCUUGGGAGGAGAAUUAAUGGCGAAUAAAAUCGGGACCAUUCAAGGAAAAGGACGACUUGUUGCCACCACGCCCCCAAUACUCAUAUGAAUACAUAAUAUGUAUAUAUAUAU
This is a messenger RNA of Lytechinus pictus (painted urchin), 1212 nucleotides long. RefSeq lists its product as uncharacterized. Gene Ontology annotation, molecular function: protein binding. NCBI's taxonomy places the organism in Eukaryota, Metazoa, Echinodermata, Echinoidea, Temnopleuroida, Toxopneustidae. The transcript has a single exon. The coding region runs from base 3 to 1118 and encodes 371 amino acids. The record is from RefSeq and is a predicted model, not a curated record.